CUAGAGUCUGUCACACCUAUCGUGCCCUGUCGUGAGACUUUAUUGAUACUUGUGACAAGUAGGAGGCGUUUUAAGCAUAAUAUAACGUUUUUUUAUUCACUGUAUAACAGCCAGGGGGCCACACUCCGAGGGCGCCCCCCUAUGCCCAAACCCAGCACGGGCACUGACUGACUGACUGACUGCUGCCCCGCCCUAGUUCCGCCCCUCGCAGACGUAUCCGUUGUAGAGUGUGUGUGGAGCCGGGCAGCCCCAGGUAUCACUCCGCGGCGGGCUGCCUCUCUUGUCAUAAGCGGCUAAAAUAGUUCGGCUGGCGGAAGAGUACGGGCAACAGAGACUCUGCCGCUGCCGCCUGAGAUGGCAGGGGAGCAGCGGGCAGGAGGCAGAGGAGAGGCCGGGGAUCCGCCUGAGGCCCCUGUGCGGGUCCUGCAGAGCCUGAGAGUGAAGAUCUGUGAGGGAAAAAAUCUGCUGCCUUAUCCAGGACCAAACAAGAUGAGAGAUUGCUUCUGCACUGUUAAUCUGGACCAGGAAGAAAUAUUUAGGACCAAUGUUGUUGAAAAGUCACUCAACCCAUUUUAUGGUGAAGAUUUUUACUUUGAAAUCCCUAGAACAUUCCACAAUUUAUCCUUUUACAUCUACGACAAAAGUCUUUUACAGCGGGAUCUUCGAAUAGGAAAAGUUGCCAUUAAGAAAGAGGAUUUGUGCAGGUAUUAUGGGAAAGAACCUUGGUUUCCACUUCAGCCCAUAGACUCUAAUUCAGAAGUACAGGGAAAAGUCCACCUGGAGCUGAAGCUAAAUGAGCUGAUUACUGACAAUGGAUCUGUGCAGCAGCUUAUGGUACAUAUUGUAGAAUGUGAGGGGCUACCUCUAGUAAACGGGCAAAGCUGCGAUCCAUAUGCUUCAGUGUCUCUUGUUGGCCCAUCAAGAAAUGACCAAAAGAAAACCAAAGUGAAGAAGAAAACGAGUAAUCCACAAUUUAAUGAGAAGUUCUACUUUGAGGUAACAAGGUCAAGCAGCUACACUAAGAAGUCUCAGUUUCAAGUGGAGGAAGAAGAUAUUGAGAAACUUGAAGUAAGAGUUGACUUGUGGAACAAUGGUAAUCUUGCUCAGGACGUGUUUCUUGGAGAGAUAAGAAUCCCUGUGAGAGUACUGAGGAACGACUCCUUCCACCAGGCAUGGUAUCUGCUCCAGCCUAAAGACAAUGGAAGCAAAUCCUCAAAGUAUGAUGAUCUGGGGUCCCUGAGGCUGAGCAUCUGUUAUACAGAAGACUAUGUGCUGCCUUCAGAAUUCUAUAACCCACUAAAAACCCUAAUGGUGAAAUCGCCUGACAUUCAGCCCAUCACUGCCUCAUCUGCCUUCAUUUUGGGAGAUAUUUGCAGAGACAAGAAUGAUGCUAUCCUCGCUCUUGUCCGGCUCCUUCUUCACCAUCAAAAAUUAGUUCCGUUUGUGACAACUAUUGCGCAACUCGACCUGAACAACACUCAGGAAGCCAACACCAUCUUCCGGGGGAACUCUUUAGCCACUCGUUGUAUGGAUGAGACCAUGAAGAUUGUUGGAAACCAUUAUCUAAAAGUAACCUUAAAGAGCGUUAUAGAUGAGAUAUGUGAAUCUCCAAAACCCUGUGAGAUAGAUCCCAACCGACUGAGGGAAGGUGACAAUGUCGACAAUCACAAGGACAAUCUAAGACAUUAUGUGGACAAGGUGUUCUCAUGUAUAGUGAAUUCCAGCAUGAGCUGCCCCACCGUGAUGUGUGACCUGUUCUCCUCACUACGACACAUGGCUGUUAGACAUUUCCCCAAUGACCGCCAUGUACAGUAUUCGGCUGUCAGCAGUUUUGUCUUCUUGCGAUUCUUUGCUGUAGCUGUUGUGUCUCCUCAUAUCUUCCAUUUGAGAUCCCACCACCCAGACGCACAGACCUCUCGUGUGUUAACACUCAUCUCAAAAACCAUUCAGACUCUUGGAAGUGUUGGCAGCUUGUCGAAAAAUAAAACUUCCAGCUUCAAGGAACCGUUCAUGUGCGAAUUCUACAAAAUGUUCGAGGAAGAAACCUACUCAGCAGAUGUUAAAAAGUUUUUAGAGGAAAUUUCAUCCACUGAAAGUAAAGAACCAAGUGGAAUGAGUGAAUCGGUCAUUCUGAAAGAAGGAGAGAUGUACAAGCGAGCCCAGGGUCGCACUCGCAUUGGAAAGAAGAAUUUUAAUAAGAGAUGGUUUUCACUAACAAGUCGUGAGUUUGCCUACCACAGGCAGAAAGAUAAGGAUCCAGUUUUCCGCAUCCCUAUAAAAAAUAUCCUGGCCGUUGAGAAGCUGGAUGAAAGUGCCUUCAAUAAGAAUAAUAUGUUCCAGGUGAUAUAUGGUGAAAAGCCCCUGUACAUCCAUGCCAGCAAUUGUGUUGAGGCCAGCGAAUGGAUAGAGGUGUUGAGCAGAGUGAGCAGACGAAAUCAUAGAAGACUCAGCAAAUAUCACCCUUCUGCAUUUAUAAAUGGGAUCUGGCUCUGCUGCAAGGCAUCUUCUGAGAGUACUGAAGGCUGCUGCCCCUGUACUGUAGGUGUUCCAGCUGACGUGGUGCUAGAUAUAGAUGGAGAUCGUGAAUGUGAAAAGAUCUAUUCUCUGUUUAACACCAACAUGACAAAGCUGCAGAAAAUGGAAGAGGCCUGUGCGACCAUGGCUGUGUAUCAGGGCCCACAGGAACACAGUGAUUACCACUUUACUAUAGAUGAUUCUGUGGAAACUUUUAAGACCCUCCAGCAGAUUAAAUCCAUCGUUGAGAAGCUGAAUGAACCGCACGAGAAACACAAGAAAGGUUCUACCAGUGCAAGAUAUGGCAGCCAAGAGAAUCCAAUUGUGGGAAAAGGUUCGUAGCACCCACAAGAAUGUGGGCAUCUAGAACUGGAACAAAGUAUUGCCAAAACACAAUUCACAGUCCUAAUGCAGACUGGAGACUUGUAACCACUUGGCAGGAUCCUUGGCAAUUUUCAUUAUAGGAAAUCUUUCAAUGACGUUUUGGAUGUCUUGGUUGAAAGUAGGAAAGAGCAAUGAGGUGCCAGUAUCUUCAGCAACCAUGGAUGAUGAUACUAUAUGUGAUGGCCUUCACACUGCAGGCAGUAUUAUGCCAAGUACAGAAAUUGCCUUUAUUUCUCACACAUUCACAUUCCUUGGGGCUCGUACCUAAUGUUGCAAUCCUGUAUUCUUGGCCUGGCUGCAGUGACCUCGCUGUGUAAGGACACACCACUCAAAGGACAAUGGGAUAUCCGUCUAGUGUGCUCAGCAUUGUGUAAGGUCUUGUCUAAACCCUGGGACACACUUCGUUGGUGGAUGAAACGUGAUGCCAGUUUAAGAAAUGUGGCAGAUUAAUGUGUAGGAACCCUUGAAGAAACCACACUAGACUACCACCUGUCCCAUAGCUGAGCAGAUCAGGGCCCUGUAGUCUUUAAACGGUACAAAUUGAUUUCUGUUUUGUAUAUUUUUUUUUUUUUUUUUACGUAAAGCAUUAGGAAUGGGCCCACUAAAACUGUGCAAGCACAGUGGUGCAAUUCUACUCUUCACCACCAUAUAAAGAGUAGAAUUUGGUGGUGUUGCCCACCACAAGCAUGAAAAACCUUUUCUUCAUCCUUUUUCACCAAGCUGGGUGACUUUUUAAAGGACACGAGGGGUCCAGGUCAUACUUGGAGUAGCCCAUAUUGACAACAUAUGUGGCGGAGAUGUAUCCGCUAUUUAAACAAGUCGAAGAAUGCAGAUUAUGUAGUGGGGCAGAAGAGAUGUGAACAUUUAAUACAUACACCGUCCUUAUGAAAGGACACGAUCAGCUGUUAGGACAAUCAUAAUGUAAUAGUUCAGUUUUUGCGUAUUGCCUGAUAUGAAGUUAGUGUCCCUGUCAUUUUACAAAGACAUUUGACAUGUCAGAGACAUGUAAAAACUUUUGAUGGGUCAGAUCUGGGUGUUAAGGCCCCCACUGAACAUUAGAACUGGCAGGGGGAAGCACACAGCUGUGUUUUUCACUCCCUAGCUCACUGCAGUCUCUAUCCAGGUGCAGGAAAUGGCCUCCAUUAUAAGUCUGUGGAGCUUGUGUCCUGCAACUGGACAGAGAUUGUAGCAAUCUGGGAGUGAUGUACACCGCCACGUGCUUCUCUGUGUCCAUUCUAAAGAUUGGUGAGGGUCUAAAGACCCAGACCUUGAUCAAUCAAAAUGUUUAACCUGCCUCUGUGACAUGUGGAGAGUUUUUUUUGUUAAGUGAUUGGGACCCCUUCAACACAGAAUGUUCUUGUAAUCUCUAUGAUUUGGGGCACCAUGUAUUGCAUUGCAUGCACUUAAGUUCUCUCUUCAGAAUGCUUUGGAAUGAACACUAGAUGCCUAUGGGCCAUAGCAAAGAAGAUCUGCCCAAUGUCUUAAUGUUGUUUAGUACUACAGACACUGGUUAGUGUUCCUUUUGUAAAAUCAACUACUCUGCAUUCACAAAACAUAUAAAGACAGCUCAGACUAUGCAGAGCUUGCAUGAAAGGUUUAUAUACCGAUGUCACCUUCAUGAUUGCCACCAAGUGCCAUAGUUAGAAAAAGCAACAGUAUGGAAAAGGGAUGCAUUUAUGUAGGUACUCCUAGGAGCCUGUCCCAAGCAAAUAUUGCCUGAAGCAAAGGUGGCAUCUUACCCCCUGGCUCCUUGGCAUUUACCUGCAGCAGUGCUGUAUGAAACAUGCUUUGGCUUUGUAUUGCAUCAUAGCACAGAGCAUCCAUGUUUGUUUUUUAUUAAACAAUCUGAUACUGCUCCCGUUGUCCUCACAAUAGGAAUGGCCUACGCAGGGCAGCCACUUUCCUUACCACUCUGAGCACUUUAGUAAUCUGCUGUGGCCAGAUUACAUGUGUCAUUUUUUUUCUUUUUUUAAUAUAAGAUGCAUAAUGUAUCAAGUUGUUUUCUUCGUUACGAUCAGUUCCAUGAUCAAUGCUGUAAUUUUGUUAAUGAUAAAAAAAAAUCCAUUGGAAAAAAAAGUUUUUUAAAUGUUUAGAAGACCAAAGAUGAUUUAUAAUCUUUCUGUAUAUAUUUAUUUUAAGUCUUGCUUUCAUUGUGGAAAAUAUAUGUUUGCGUUUGUCAGUAUUAUGAAAAAAAGGUACUGCUUUACUUUGCCUUAUCUGGAUAUUGAGGGAUUAAGCGCUUUUUUUUUUUUUUUUUUUUUUUCUUUCUCCCCCACACUGGAGAAAGUGUUUUUGUUUGUUUUAACAGAUCAGAAUUUUUAUUCAGUCCCACAAAAAAACAGGGCCAGAUAAUGGGUACCCACUAUAGAGUUGCAUUGUGUAGUUAUUUUUUGUUAGCACAUAGAAAAAUGUACGUGGACAUAAAACAAAAAGUUAUAUGAAUUAUGGUGCUCAGUCUAUAACUGUACUACAGAAGAGCAAAGACAGAUUAAAAAGGAUAUAAUUUUCUUAUUUGCAUACAGUGACCCCCCGACCUACAAUGGCCCCGACAUAUGAUCAAAUCGACAUACGAUGGCCUCUCAGAGGCCAUCGCAUGUCUAUGUCAGCAUCGACAUACAAUGCUUUUUUAUGUCGGGGCCAUCGCAUUGUGCUAUCCGGCAGCGCCAAAUGCUUAAGCUGCUGUCGGAUAGCAGCUUAAUGUUCCCCGUUUGGUGCGGUAAGUAUUACUUACCCCUCCACGAUGCUCCGGGGUGCCCUCCGGGUCCAGCGCUGGUCUUCCGGUGUCUUCUCGGCCCUCUCCGAUGACGUCAAUACGCUGCUGCGCACGUCAUCCAAUAGGAAUGGCGUACGCAGCGAUGUAAUGACGUCACUACGCAGGCCCAGUAAGGCCUUGCAGAAGACAGCAGAGGACCGGAGAAGACAGCGGAGGACCGGAGAAGACAGCGGAGAGCCCAGCAGAGGCCCGGGGACACCAUCUCGAGCAGCGGGGACAGGUGAGUACAGCUUCCUAUACUUUACAUUGCACGAAUCCCUCAACAUACGAUGGAUUCGACAAACGAUGGCUCGUUUGGAACGAAUUACCAUCGUAUGUUGAGGGACCACUGUAUAUGCAAAUUGCACAAACUGAAAGUUGGAGUUGUCCCAAAAUGAGAGUACCUGUCACCAAACUAAACUUUUAAUAUAUUGUUCCUUAUGUAAUUAUAAGACCCUUUUGUUAUUUACGUGCUUUUAAAAUUGUCAAUUUUUUAUGUUUUUAAUGUAAUUGAAAAAACGGCCACUAGGUGGCUUUGUCCAGUUCCCUGUGCAAGUCAAACAGUUGGUUUGGUCUCCUCCCAGCCUGGCAGGAGACCAAACUCAGGAAGUGCGUGCGGGGCAUGGCAAGGCACAGAUCUCACAGGCUUCAGUGACGUCGCACGUGCUGGGGAACGCCCACUUUCUCAUGCCAAGAGCUCACACAAUGUGAGCAAGGGAAAGGUAUGAUACACAGCUUUUAAAGCUUGGGGGAAAAAAUUUUAAGGGCAGGAGGGGUGUUAGGAGUAGUUAGGGAAUAUCAUCUGAGUUAGUUUAGAAAAUAUGGUUUGAAGACAGAUACUCUUUAACAAUUAUCACCUAUCCACGGGGUAGAUAAUGCAUUUACAAUAAUAGCUGGUUUGACUGCUGAGACCUCCUGGGAUCUUAAAGGGGUUAUCCAGGAAAAAAUAUAUCACCUGGCUCCAGAAAGUUAAACAGAUUUGUAAAUUGCUUCUAUUAAAAAAAUCUUAAUCCUUUCAGUACUUAUGAGCUGCUGAAGUUGAGUUGUUCUUUUCUGUCUAAGUGCUCUGAUGACAUGUGUCUCGGGAACCGCCCAGUUUAGAAGCAAAUCCCCAUAGCAAACCUCUUCUACUCUGUGCAGUUCCCGAGACAAGCAGAGAUGUCAGCAGAGAGCACUAUUGCCAGACAGAAAACAACAACUCAACUUCAGCAGCUGAUAAUUAUUGAAAGGAUUAAGGAUUUUUUAAUAGAAG
This is a messenger RNA of Hyla sarda, 6902 nucleotides long. It is a transcript of the gene RASA2, whose product is annotated as RAS p21 protein activator 2. Lineage: Eukaryota; Metazoa; Chordata; Amphibia; Anura; Hylidae. The coding region runs from base 355 to 2856 and encodes 833 amino acids. Gene Ontology annotation, biological process: regulation of GTPase activity; intracellular signal transduction. The record is from RefSeq and is a predicted model, not a curated record. The transcript has 24 exons.